UGAGGACCUCCUCUCCUCCACUUGCGCCUCCGCCGAGGACUUGAAGACAUAUGGGUCUGACAGCGGAGCGCGGAAGCAGCAGAAGACGAUCUUUCCAUUUAGUCUCCAUCCCAUGAAGACGGAUCACUUCUGUUUCAGUCCUGUCGCUGAUCCCGGUUCCAAUGGACAUCUACGCCUCCACUUUAUCCCCGGUGCUGGACAUUGGCACAGGAUGCUUCCUACUAGUUGUUGCUGUGCUCUCCAUUGUGGGAAACCUGCUGGUCCUCAUCAUGGCGUUCAAGAGAUCCUCCAGGAUGAAACCACCAGAGCUGCUGAGUGUCAACCUGGCAGUGACAGACCUGGGAGCAGCUGUCACCAUGUAUCCUCUGGCUGUGGCGUCUGCCUGGAGUCACCGCUGGCUUGGGGGAGAUAUUACGUGUGUUUAUUAUGGCCUGGCUGGGUUCUUUUUUGGUGUCGCCAGCAUUAUGAACCUGACUAUCCUGGCCAUUGUCCGCUUCAUUGUCUCCUUCAAUAUGCAGUCUCCCAAGGAGAAAAUUAGCUGGAAGAAGGUGAAGCUCCUGUGCUUGUGGAUCUGGCUGUAUGCUCUGCUCUGGGCUCUGCUGCCGAUACUGGGCUGGGGACGUUAUGGCCCGGAGCCCUUUGGCCUGUCCUGCUCACUCGCAUGGGGAAACAUGAAACAGGAAGCCUUCUCUUUAGUCAUCAGCAUGUUUGUCUUCAACCUCCUCGCGCCGAGCGUCAUCAUCAUCUCCUGCUACUUUGGCAUCACCAUCAAGCUUUAUGUUACGUACAAAAAGUCGGCAAACAGCAGCAACGGGUUACCCAAUAUUAUCAAGCUGCACCGUAGACUGUUAAUAAUUGCCAUCCUGGUCAGUAUCGGCUUCAUCGGCUGCUGGACACCGUACGCUUUGGUGAGUCUGUGGUCUGUUUUCAAUGACAGCAGCACCAUCCCACCUGAGGUCAGCCUGCUGCCGUGUUUGUUUGCAAAGAGCUCCACCGUGUACAAUCCCAUGAUCUACUACUUAUUCAGCAACAACUUUAAAAGGGAGGUGAGGCAGCUGAAAUGCCUGUGUCCGACCCCUAAUGACUGCCACGUCUCCAACAACAACAUCACUGACACUAAUAUUUACAUGGUCAGCACUGCCAUCAAGUCUAAAACAGCACAGACAACUUUGGGGGAGAUCACAGAAUCUGUGCCAUCGACUGUGGGUUGAAAAACUGGGGGAGAAAGACUUGACUUUUCAGCUGCUGUGCUGAAAAGGUGUUACUGACCUCUGACUAUGGGCAUGAACCAGUACAGAUGACUGUAUGUUUGCACGAGAUGUUAAAAGCUGUGAAAGUUCAUCCGACGAAGCAACAGAGGAGAGUUCAACCUGUGUUAAAUGUGGCUAAAACCCAUUAAACCACCAUUUGUUACGGAAAAAUAAUCUAUGAAUCAUGAUUUACACAGCUGUACAGAUUACUCAACCAAAGGAUAUGCAGCAGAAUUUAUUUUGAUAACAGAAAUCUGACUUGUCAUUUCAGUCCCAUAUAGAUGUUAACUCUUCAAAACCUGACGUGUCAUCACUGACACACCCUGCACAUACAGUUUGGAUGGA
Messenger RNA from Sphaeramia orbicularis (orbiculate cardinalfish), 1595 nucleotides. It is a transcript of the gene opn8b, whose product is annotated as opsin 8, group member b. Gene Ontology annotation, biological process: visual perception; G protein-coupled receptor signaling pathway. The transcript has 4 exons. The coding region runs from base 162 to 1211 and encodes 349 amino acids. Gene Ontology annotation, cellular component: membrane. NCBI's taxonomy places the organism in Eukaryota, Metazoa, Chordata, Actinopteri, Kurtiformes, Apogonidae. The record is from RefSeq and is a predicted model, not a curated record. Gene Ontology annotation, molecular function: G protein-coupled receptor activity.